This is a messenger RNA of Lathyrus oleraceus (garden pea), 3794 nucleotides long. RefSeq lists its product as uncharacterized. The record is from RefSeq and is a predicted model, not a curated record. NCBI's taxonomy places the organism in Eukaryota, Viridiplantae, Streptophyta, Magnoliopsida, Fabales, Fabaceae. Bases 2385 to 3440 code for a protein of 351 amino acids. The transcript has 3 exons.
UGGACAAAAAACCUAAAGCCUGGGAGUGAGAGUCAUUUGUAUCUCCUCUUUGUCUCUCUUCUCCACUCACUCUCUCCUCUUAUCUCAUUACCUCAGACCCACAAACAAAAACUUAACAUGCUAGCCCACCGGAAACAAAUCCAGGGUGGCAGUUAGCAAGGCGACGAUGAGUGUUCUUCAUCUUCAACCCAUAACCCCAAAGAAAAACCCAGAGCAACCUAAACCAAACAUGAACCCACCUCAAAAAUGAUUCCUCGUCCCAAAUUUGCAAAUGUUUUCAAAAAAAAACUAAACCUAACAAAUCGUCUAUUGCAGACGACGAACCCUAACUCAUAAUUUCAAACCCUGGUCCUUUUAACCUCAAGCCAAAAACAAACAUACAUCAAAAAUCAACAAACACAUGCAACAAACAUAAACCAAACAUACUACAACAUACAACCUGAAUCCCUUGCAACCCAAAAACCCAUUUCAUUAUUGUUUUUUGGUUGUACAUGUACACUGGGUAGAAAAGGAAAAUAACGACAUGGAAAACGACAAUAAAAAUGAAGUUGUCAACAAAGUAGUAUGAGUUGUGGUGAUGAUUUUCUACUCUGGCGCGACGGCUGACGUCUCCGACGAAGUCAAUUAAAAUGGUGAAAAAUUAUUGGGACAAAGUUUAGGGUAUGACACGAUCAAUCCAUAUAUGAAGAAUCAAACAUUGAUACUUGGGAGAAGAUUAAAAGACUCACGAGGAGAAGAUUUGUGUAUUUAUAUUAUCAUAAAGAAUUGCAUAAUAAAUUAUAAAGACUCAUUCAAAGUACCAAGAGUCUUGAUGAAUACUACAAGAAGAUAGAGGUUACAAAGAUGAGAUAUAAUAUGGAGAAAGACUCACGAGGAGAAGAUUUGUGUAUUUAUAUUAUCAUAAAGAAUUGCAUAAUAAAUUAUAAAGACUCAUUCAAAGUACCAAGAGUCUUGAUGAAUACUACAAGAAGAUAGAGGUUACAAAGAUGAGAUAUAAUAUGGAGAAAGAUAAUGAAGUAACAAUGGAAAACUUUAUCCAUGACCUAAACGUGACAUAUGAAGUUAUAUUACUAUACGUGAUAAAGGAUUUAGUACAUCAAGCUAUCGAGGGGAAUCAACAACUCAAUUGAAAGAGCCAUGCAAGAAAAGGAACACAAUUUCACAACAGGAUAAUUAGUAGAUCAUCGACGGACACAAAAGACAUUGUGAGAAAUUUCAGGUUUUUCUUAUUAUGCCUCCUAAGAUGCCUCCUAAGAAUAGAUAAUUUAAAUGUGGAAAUGAUAAACGUAAGAAAAAGAAAAAAAAUUGAAGAGUUAAUUCAAUCUCAAGUAGGAGCUCUUGAUAAAUUUUUAAUCAAAGAACCACAAGUUUCAAAUGAAAGUCGUUAUGUUGAUAAUAUUGAUAGUUUGCCUAUUGAAAAUGAUAAUCUUGAUAGUGUGCCUAUUGAAAAUGAUAAUCUUGAUAGUGUGCCCAUUGAAAAUGAUAAUCUUAAUAGUGUGCCCAUUGAAAAUGAUAAUCUUGAUAGUGUGUCAAUUGUUGAUGAAGUUAAUAAUGAUGAUGAUGCCGAUGAUGAUGAUGAUGAUGAUGAUGAUGAUAAUGUUGAUUAUGAUAUAUUUGAUCCAAGAAAUUGGGAUCGUCUUCAACCUAAAUUGAUUGAUUUAUUAGUUGUGAAAGGUCCUAAAAAAGAUAAUUCUAUUGUGAAGGGUCUUAGAGAUAGUUUGAAUAGACGUUUUACGGCUAAUUUGUAUACUAGAGCUUUAGCAAAUGGAGAGGUGUGUGAUAGAGAUUGACUUGUUUAUUUGAAAGAGCUUGAUAGAGUAUUUUGUUUUUGUUGUAAAGUUUUUAAAAAUGGGAUUGUUAUGGGACAAUUAGCAAAUGAGGGUUAUAGUGAUUGGGUACAUGUUGGUGAAAGAAUUAAAGAGCACGAGUUAGGCAUGGAACAUGUUAAAAAUAUGAAUACUUGGUAUGAGUAUCGCAAAAGGCUGCAAAAAUUUCAAACUAUUGAUAAAACAACUCAAAGAUUAAUUGAGAAAGAAAAGGAUCACUGGAAAAAUGUUUUAAAAAGAGUUAUUUCAAUAGUGAAAUUUCUUGCUAAACAUAAUUUAGCCUUUCGUGGUUCUAAGGAGAAAUUGUACGAAGAUAGCAAUGGAAACUUUUUGGGUUUGAUUGAAAUGUUAGUUGAAUUUGACCCAAUCAUCCAAGAACAUGUUAGACGUGUUACAACUCAAAAAGUUCAUAUUCAUUAUCUUGGGCAUAACAUACAGAAUGAGUUGAUUUCAUUGCUUGGUUCUGCGAUUAAAAUUGAAAUCAUUAGAAAAAUCAAACAGGCAAAGUAUUUUUCAGUGAUACUUGAUUGUACUCCUGAUGUUAGUCACCAAUAGCAGAUGUCUUUGAUAAUAAGAUAUGUGGAUAUUUCUUCAGCUUCUGUUAGUAUUGAGGAAUCAUUUUUAGGAUUUUUGAAUGUGAAUGAUACAAAUGGUCAGGGGCUUUUUGAUGUUUUACAAAAUGAAUUGAAAGAACUUGGUCUCGACCUAUUUGACAUGCGAGGGCAAGGUUAUGAUAAUGGGUCAAAUAUGAAAGGAAAACACCAAGGUGUGCAAAAGAGAUUUUUAGACAUAAAUCUGAGAGCCUUUUAUACUUCUUGUGGUUGUCAUAGUCUUAAUUUGACAUUGUGUGGUAUGGCUAACUCUUGUAUUAAAGCUAGGAAUUUUUUUGGAGUUGUUCAACGCAUUUAUACAAUUUUUGCCAAUUCUACUAAGAGAUGGCAAAUUUUGAAAGAUAAUGUAAAAGGGUUGACUCCAAAAUCAUUGUCAUCCACUCGUUGGGAGAGUCGUGUAGAAAGUGUCAAAGCUAUAAGCACUCAAAUGUUAGAAUUUACAGAAGCUUUGCUUGAAGUGUCAGAAAAUGAUCUUGAUCCUAAAAUACAAAAUGAAGCUAAAUCCUUAGCAACAAAUGAGCUUGGUGAUUUUGAGUUUUUGAUGGCUAUAAUUAUUUGGUUUGAAAUAUUAUCUGCAAUUAAUUCUUUUAGCAAGCUUUUACAGGAAAAGGAUAUGCUUAUUGAUGUUGCUAUGCAAAAAAUUAAGGGGUUGAUUUUGUAUUUUGAGGGAUAUAGAGAAACAGGUUUUUAUAAGGUAUUGAUUAACGCUAAGGAAAUUGUGGUGGAAUUGAAUAUUGCCCGAAUAUUUCCUCAAAAGCGUAUAAUUAAAAGAAAAAAGCAAUUUGAUGAGAAUUUAAAUAUCCCAUCAGUCGAGAUAUCAGAAGAAGAAUCAAUUAGGGUUAAUUAUUUUCUUUACCUUGUUGAUCAAGCUUUUGUUUCUCUUAAUAAGAGGUUUGAGCAAUACCAAGAGUAUGAAAGUAUUUUUGGUUUCUUGUUUACUUCUCACAAGUUACAAUCAUUAGAUGAUGCAACUUUGAAGUCUUGUUGUACUAACUUUGAGUAGGCAUUGAAACAUAAUGAGCAAUCUGAUAUUUAUGGGAAUGAAUUUUUUGCAGAGUUGAAGUCACUAAGAGAAAUGUUGCCUGAAGAAACCAUAAGACCUACUGAUAUAUUAUUAUUUUUAAAAGGCUUGAAUUGUUUUCCUAAUACAGUUAUUGGAUAUAGAAUCUUAUUGACUAUUCCUGUGACAGUUGCUUCUGCAGAAAGAAGUUUUUCAAAAUUGAAGUUGUUAAAGACUUACUUGCGGUCUACCAUGUCACAAGAAAGACUUAAUGGAUUAGCAUUAAUAGCUAUUGAAAAUGAUAUUUUAGAGACAAUAUAUGAAGACUUAUUAGUUGACGAUUUUGCUUCAAAAAGU